Nycticebus coucang (slow loris) is the source of this 8845-nucleotide messenger RNA. RefSeq names its product cysteine and serine rich nuclear protein 1 (gene CSRNP1). Gene Ontology annotation, cellular component: nucleus. Lineage: Eukaryota; Metazoa; Chordata; Mammalia; Primates; Lorisidae. Gene Ontology annotation, biological process: regulation of transcription by RNA polymerase II. Gene Ontology annotation, molecular function: DNA-binding transcription factor activity, RNA polymerase II-specific; sequence-specific DNA binding. Bases 5933 to 7693 code for a protein of 586 amino acids. The transcript has 5 exons. The record is from RefSeq and is a predicted model, not a curated record.
AGUCCGGCUGGACUGGACUUUGGGGAGGGGACGCCCGGCGCGAGUGGCACCGCUGCUCCAGCCCUUGUCAUUCGCUCCCCCGCACCCUGAGCGGACGCCGGGGCUGGAACUGCCCAGCCCACCUCAGCCCCAGACUUCUCGCCACCGCGGAAGUCCGGGGCUGGGAGCCUGGAAGACGGGAGUUGCUGGUUGUCGGCUCCCAUCCCCCGCUUUGCUUAGGUUACCCCAAGAAGUCGCGGCGCCCCGAGUUCAGUGCGGUUGGCAGCCGAGCGAGGGUUGCUCGCGGCGGCCAGGUGACUGGUGCGCGCGAGUUUCCUUUUGACCCAGUUGCCUUAGAACUUUUCAGAAGUUACUCGCGUGGCCAGAGCAGGUGACAUUUGUCGCCUUCCUUCCCGGCCUCCCCCCGGGGAGGGUGCACGGGCGGUGGCGUGUGCCAAGUGCCCCCGGCCAGCUGGGGUCAGGGAGGGAGUGGAGGCAUGAGCCAGGAGAGAGGCUCAGUGAGUCACGGACCCUGGGAGGGAGGGAGAGGAGGGAUUGUGUCGUACGCUCACCUGUUUGUCAGUCACCGUCACACGCAGAGGCCACCGCUGUGAGUCACGGGCGCUGCUACACCGGCCAUCCCCUGGCACACGUAGGCUCUCUCCCACGCACUCUAUUCCCUUCCUGGCGCGUAUUCCUCCCUUUCCUCAGUUUCCCCUCCCCUGGGGCCCUUUCGCAGGCAAGCUCUGUUAAGAUGCCCACAUCACACACUUAGUCACUCCCGCUCGCCGGCACAAUCACACAGCCAAAGCCCACACUCCUGACACCAGGAGGUCCCUCCCCGGCUCCCGAUGCCCACCCAACGCCUCCAUUCAAAGUCACAUAGUCCUCUGGAGGGUAACUCAUCACUUCCCCCGCCCCCAAAUCCUGACAGCCCUGCCCUCUUUCUCCACUGGCUUUCCUCUCUGUCCACUGUAUUUCUCCGGUGUCCUUGACCUGUCUACUCACCUGGCUGCACCCCAAAGGCCACACCCCCUUCAGUCCCAUUGCUGAGCCAUCUUUAGAAAAUGCAAAUCUGGUAUUGUCACUCCCUACUAAAACCUUUCUGUGGCUUCGCCUGCCCUCAAGCUAAAGCCUGUCCUGGAACUCUGCCUCCUCUCCGGCCGCCCCUCCCCCACUGGUUUUACCUCCUCAAGUCCUUCACCUUGUUGAACCCCCAGUGGUACUCCUCCAACCCUGCAUCCCAGCACCCUGCACUGUGGUUCUCCCCACUCAACUUGGCUUCAAAAGAGCAAGCAUUUGUGUAGGUCUUGCUCACUGUAUGCAGAGUGCCUGCAGUGCUUAGCUUAUCGUGGGAGCUCAAUAAAUAUUUGUUGAAUGAAUGAAUGAGAGAGCAAAGGAGGCUCCGCUGAGGUGUAGGAGGCGGGGUCAUUGUCAGGUGCAAUUUUCCCUUCUGCAGAAGUCAGUGCAUCAUGUAGCCAGCCAACAUUUGGCACCUCCCCAGUGCCAGGCCCUGGAGGCCAAGGCUGAAGAACUGUCCCCUCCCCUGAGAUCACUUUCAGAGGGAUGGGUGGGGGAGGGGUGCCAAGGCUUCCUGUCUGCCCUGGCUGGCUUUUCAGUGGUGGCCAGAGGUGUUUAGAGGUGCCCUCCCAGGAAGUAGUUCCUGAUGGUCUGGGGUCAUGUGACCCUAGGUGUUUGUGGGGGGACUGGCCAAGGCCUGGGGCUCUGAGGUUAAAGGACACAUUCUUCAGAUUCCUGGAGGGGGAUGGAGGCAGCUAAAGGUGACCCCUCCCUAAGAUCAGCUCCUUCUGGGGGCUGGGGCUUUGGUGGGUCUGCUGAGGUUGGCAGAAGAGUUGCUGUGGCUUUUCUGAGGCCUAGAGAUACCCCUCCUCACUUAAGCAGCCUUUGGUUGCUUGGAGGGUGGAGGAGUGGGGGUAAGGUGACCUUCCUGGAUUCACAGUGCAGUGAGGGGCGUGCCCACCCUCCCCCAUCCUGGUGUGUGGUGGCAGGAGGGCCUCCUGAUUCUCAGGGCUCUGUCAGAUCCCGGAAGAAGCCUGGUUGUCUUUGAUUCAGGGCCUGUCUCUGGGGCUCCUAAGGGUGUGGUAUUUCUGUCUGAGCCAGCUCCUGGGAAUUGCCUUUCCUUCCUCCAGGACCCUAGAAGGGGGCUGUGCUCUCCCUGGGAACAGAGCCAUGGUCAGGAUCUUGAUUUCUGGGUAGCUGCUGAGGGCCCCUCCCCCACUCUCUGACUCACUGUCUGACACUUUUCUUGGACUCUUUCACUAUCUUUCAUUCCUUUUUCUGACUUGGCCUCUCCUUGUCUUUGGCUCUGCCUUUUUCUCUCAUCUCCAGCCUCUGCCUCUCUCAGCCUCUGGAUUCCCAGGUGGGACAGCGGGAACAUGAGAUCCAGGGGUCCUUUCCUCUUCCUGCCUCUCCAAAGGACUAUCCAGAAGGAGAUAAUUCAUUUCAUUCCAUGACUGCAGAUCCUGCAAGGGGUUCACCACUAGAACCUUCAGCUUGGCCAUAGCUUCCCUAUGUUUCUGUUUCCCUGUCUUCAGCCUUGGUGGUCAUAACCCCCUCACCUUAAUCCUCCUGUGGACAUCUCUGAGUCAGGACCAUGGUGUCUGAUUUGAACCUGCUUCCUUGACUUCUCUCACCAUCUGUUUGCUCUUGGGAAACGGGGAACUUCCUGUGAUGCCUAUGUUGGCACCUGUCUGUGGCCUGAGCUUCCGUCUCCUGCCUUCAGAGCCACCCCUUUUGAGCAACAUUCUUGCUUAAACCCUCUGGCAUAGGCUAGGGUAUAGCCAUAUGGCUCCCUUCUUAAAUUAACUGUGAUAGGAGAAGGUCACACUGUCUUCACCCCACACAUGAGGUCACAUGAAAUCACAGUGACCUCAUGUCCAAAAAAGAUCAUUUCUCUGUGUUUAUACCUGAUAUGUGGGGCCAGCCUACCUACCUCUAACAUUGUCAAGUGCCCUUUCUAUACCAGACUCCAUGCCUGGGCACAGUGACAGGCAGAAAUGUGAGCCUGAUGUGAAGCAGAUUAGCAAUGAAGCCAUUGCAGUAUAGUUAGAUAGGGCCUGUGAUGGGGGAAAUUCCAGGGCCUGUGGGAGCUUCCUUAGUUCAGGCUACUCUAAUGCGAAGACUAUGGACUGGGUGGCUUAAACAAAGGAAAUUUACUUUCCACACUACUGGAGGUUAUGAAGUUUAAAAACAAACAAAGUGGCCAGGUAAGGGUCCUCCUCCUGGUUUGCAGGUAGAUGCCUUCUUGCUAUCUCCUCAGGUGGAGACAAAGAACAUCUCUGUUAUGUCUCUUCUUAUAGUACUAAUCUCAUUCAUGAUCUAAUUACCUCACAAAAGCCCCCUCCCAAAUAUUAUCAGUGGGGAGAUUCCACCCUAACAUAAAAAUUUUAGUAGCCUACAAAUCUUCUGUCUAUAACAGAAGCCAGAGAGGCAGGGGAAAAAAGUGGGGGAUUCAGAAAGUCCCUUUGGAGAUGACUUUUUUUUUUUGAGACAGUCUCACUGUGUAGCCCUCAGUAAAGUAGUGUGGCGUCACAGCUCACAGCAACCUCAAACUCUUGGGCUUAAGUGAUUCUCUUGCUUCAGCCUCCCACGUAGCUGGGACUAUAGGUGCCUUCCACAAAGCCCAGCUGUUUCUUGGUUGAAGUUGUCACUGUUGUUUAGGUGGCCUGGGCCAGGUUCAAACCCACCAGCCUGUAUGUAUGUGGCCAGCGCCCUACCUACUGAGCUACAGGCACCCAGCUGACCGUUUUUUUUUUUUUGUUUGUUUAGAGUCUCAAUCUGUCAUUCCAGCUAGAGUGCCCUGGCAUCAGCCUAGUUCACACCAACAUCAAACUCCUAGGUUCAAGUGGUCCUCCUUCCUCAGCCUCCUGAGUAGCUGGGACUACACGUGCCUGCCACCAUGCCUGGCUGAUUUUUAGUAGAGACAGGGUCUUGCUCUUGCUCAGGCUGGUCUUGAACUCCUGGGCUCAAGGGAUCCUCCUACCUGGGCCUCCCAGAAUGCUAGGAUUAUAGGCGUAAGCAACUACACCAGGCCUGGAGAUUAUUUCUAAAAAGCAAUAAGGCUGGAUUGUUCCAUCUUGAGAAAGGCCAGGAGUGAGCCGGGAUGUGGCCAUUAGUAACCGCAAGUCCAGCUAGAGUAUAGGGAGGGGGUUAAGGAGUGUCCUAAAUUAUGAAGCUGGAGGGGAAACCAGGGCCAGGCCUGCUUCAGCCUCUGGAAUUCUGGACUUGAUCCUGAAGGAAGCUUAUGGAACGGCAGGUAGGUGUGUGGUUUAAGAAGAUGAUUCUGGCUGCAGGGUAAAGAAUGGAUAGGGGUCAGGAGCAGAGGCAGGGGACAGAAGUGGCAGCUGUAGGGACAAAGACGAUAUACCAGAUCAACACGGAACAUUUCCAUCACCUCCAGAAAAUUCCCUCAUGACUCAGGGGUAUAUGCCGUUCCCCUUGGAACCACUAUUCUGACUUGUAGAGUUACCCAUUGGUCUUGGCUUUUCUUAAGCUUCAUUCACAUGCAUUUUGUGUCUGGCUUUCACUCAAUAUGAUGGCCUUUGAGAUUCAUCUGUGUUGUGUGUAUCCAGGAGCUCUUUCUUUCUUUGUGUACAGUGUAGGAUAACACAUUCACUGAGUACUUAUCACUGUUCUAAGAACUUGACAUGUAUUGAUUUCUGUAAACCUCCCAACUCCAGAAGGCUUUAAGAUAAAGAAUUAGAGAUGCAGGGCAGCGCCUGUGGCUCAGUGGGUAGGGCACCGGCCCCAUUUACCGGCCUUGGCCAAACUGCAAGAAAAAAAUAGCAAGAAUUAGAGAUGCAGAGAAUUUAGGGAGUUUGCCCAGGAUUACCCAGUCGGCUAAUAGCCAAACUGACUGGGUAAUAGCCAAGCUUGGGUUCAAGCGCAGGCAGCUUGGUUCAGGAGCUGAAGUUCAAUACACCGUGCAGCCUCCAGGAUGCCCACUGAGCCUGUGCCUGGCCUUGUGUGGAUUAAAGGGAUUUAUGUGAACUUCCGGGCUUGGGUGCCUGGGUAUAGAUGGAGAAGGGGGGUAGGCAGUUGAGGAUGAUGCAGGUUUCUGGCUUGAGUAACUGGGUGGGUGGCAGUGCUGUUACUAAGAUAGGGAACACAGGAAGAGGAACAGAUGGCACAGGGUGGGGGGUGGGGAACAGACAAGGGGUUCGAUUUGGGGCCUGCAGAAUUUUAUGUUUCUAAGGGACAGCCAGGCAGAAAUGUCAAGGGAGCCAUUAGCUCUGGGGUGGUCUCAGGUUUUGGUGUGUGUUGGCAUUUGGGACCCUGUAGACAGCAUCUGGAAUUUGGGAAAGAAUGGAGUCUCCUGGCAGGGCUGUGAUGAGGACAGGGUAUGUGGGCGUUGUCUAUGUGUGUUUCUGUGUGUGUGUGCGCAUACAUAUGUGUGCAUGCCUGCCUCUGGGUCAUGAGUCCCUCAUCUCCUGAGAGGGCCUGCAGGUCAGCUGGGAGCAGGGUUGUUUUUGUCUGUGGUUUGACCCUGGGAGGAGGGUGCCAAGCCUGAGAAACUACCCACUGAGAAGCCCCGGAAACAUCUGUGAGUCUUCUUCCCUCAGGCCCAGGGGUAGGGGAUUGUUUCUCUCAUGCCUCCCUGGAGGAGGCUGUCCCUGGAAUGAAUUUUAGCCAGUUAGGAGGUUGACAGGCAUACCUUUCAGGGUUCAGAGACAUGGUAAGAGGCUUGGGAGAAGGGGAAGGGGUGUUAAGAAGGGACACCUGAGAAGAGGAGACUAAGACAGCUUACUGGUUGGCUUUUCCUGUUCUCUCUCAUUUCCUGUGAUGGCAGUGGGGGAGGGUUCCCCAGCACUAGGGCCUUGCUUCCUUUCCCCUUCCUCCUGGUGAUCUCCUGGGGGCCAGCCGGAGUGCAGCAGGACAGAGCAACAGAGACAAGGCUGUCUGUUCCCAGACCCCGGAGCACCCCUGCACCACCAUGACUGGGCUGCUGAAGAGGAAGUUUGACCAGCUGGAUGAGGACGACUCCUCAUUCUGCUCCUCCUCCUCCAGCUGCCACUCUCGCUCUUGCUCCCCAAGCUCUUCUGUCUCCCCUGCCUGGGACUCAGAUGAGGAGGGCCUCUGGGAUCAGACACCCCUGCCUCGUGACUUCUCUGGCCCCCGAAGUUUCAUGCCCCCGUCCAUCCUGAAGCGGGCUCCCAGGGAGCGCCCAGGUCGCGUAGUCUUUGAUGGCAUCACCGUCUUCUAUUUCCGCCGGUGCCAGGGCUUUACCAGUGUGCCCAGCCGUGGUGGCUGUACUCUGGGCAUGGCCUCUCGCCACAGUGCUAGUCGCCACUUCUCCUUGGCUGAGUUUAGUCAGGAGCAAGCCCGGGUACGAUGCGAGAAGCUCCGCCAGCGCUUGAAGGAAGAGAAGCUGGAGAUGCUGCAGUGGAAGCUUUCGGCAGCCGGGGUACCCAAGACAGAGGCAGGCCAGCCUCUUGCAGUGGAUGCCAUUGAUGAUGCCUCUGUGGAAGAGGACUUGGCAGUGGCUGUGGCAGGCGGCCGGUUGGAGGAAGUCAACUUCCUACAGCCCCACCCAGCCCGGCGACGACGAGCUCUGCUGCGGGCUGCAGGUGUUCGAAGGAUUGAUCGGGAGGAGAAGCGAGAGCUGCAGGCAUUGCGCCAAUCCCGGGAAGAUUGUGGCUGUCACUGUGACAGGGUCUGUGACCCCGAGACCUGCAGCUGUAGCCUGGCAGGCAUCAAGUGCCAGAUGGACCAUACAGCAUUCCCCUGUGGCUGCUGCAGAGAAGGCUGUGAGAAUCCCAAGGGCCGUGUGGAAUUUAAUCAGGCGCGAGUUCAGACCCAUUUCAUCCAUACACUUACCCGCCUACAACUGGAGCAGGGGCCCAAGAGCCUUGGGGAGCUGGAGAGCCCCGCCCAGGGCAGCCCACCCAGCCCUGCAGAGCAGGUUCUGAUUCCCACUUUCCCACUAGCCAAACCCCCUGUGAGCAGUGAGCUGGGAGACAACAGCUGCAGCAGUGAUAUGACUGAUUCUUCUACAGCAUCUUCCUCAGCAUCUGGCACUAGCGAGGUUCCGGACUGCCCCUCUCACCCAGGUCUGCCUAGCCCUGGCUUCCAGCCUGGUAUGGACGAUGACAGUCUGGCCCGGAUCCUGAGUUUCAGUGACUCUGACUUUGGUGGGGAGGAGGAGGAGAAGGAAGAAGCAGGUAUUGGGAACCUGGACAACUUCAGCUGCUUCCAUCCAGCUGACAUCUUUGGUACUGGUGACCCUGGUGGCCUGGCCAGCUGGACCCACAGCUAUGCUGGCUCUAGCCUCGUGACAGGCAUUCUAGAUGAAAAUGCCAACCUGGAUGCCAGCUGCUUUCUAAAUGGUGGCCUUGAAGGGUCAAAAGAAGGCAGCCUCCCUGGCACUUCAGUGCCACUCAAUGUGGAUGCUGGCCAAAGCAGCUCAGUGGACCUCAGUUUGUCUUCCUGUGACUCCUUUGAGUUGCUUCAGGCUCUGCCAGAUUAUAGUCUUGGGCCUCACUACACCUCCCAGAAGGUAACUGACAGCCUAGACAACCUCGAGUCACCUCACUUCCCUUUGCCUGGCCUCUCUCCACCUGGGGACAUUAGCACUUGUUUCUUGGAGACCCUCAUGGGCUUGUCCGAGCCAGCUGCUGAAGCCCUGGCUCCCUUUAUUGACAGCCAGUUUGAGGAUACUGCCCCAGCAUCUCUGAUGGAGCCUAUGCUGGUGUGAGGACUAGAAUGCCUUUUUUCAAGACCCCUGUUGCUGCUUUCUUAUAAUUUUGGGGCUCCCCAAGGUCUGUAUGUAACAGUCUCCUGUUGUCUGGUUCACCCAUGGGCGCCAUGUGCACACUCCUGGUUUUCAUGCAACACUUUGAAUUUAUUUAUUUAUUUUUUUAACUGUUCUGUGCUAAAGAAGGGGGGGGGCUCCCCUUUCAGCUGCCCAGUCUCCCCAGCCCUUCAAUGAUCUUCCACUCCACAACACAUGCCAGGAAGAAGGGAAAGUGUGGCUCCUUGGCAGACCACUUCUUGGUCAUUGCACAAUGUUUCUUAGCCAAAGUUGGUGAGACAGGACUGAAAUCAGGUGGCUUCUCUUACCACCCUGAGCCUUAGACCAAUGGGUGGCUAAAUCCUCUGGACUGUGAAGACUAAUUUAUUUCCAUAAUUUAUUUGGAGACCAAGGCGGCUUUGGCUACUCCUCUACGGCUGGUGGACAGUAUUGGGGGUGGGGUGGGCACAGACCCUUGAGUCCCUUUUGCUUUGUAGACCUACCCUUGCCCUGAUGGAGCUUUGGUGGAGACUAGGUCUGGAUUUGAGCCCUAUGAUCUACAGUGUCAACUACCUGGCUCCUGAAUGUCUGAGUGGGCUGGGGCUAAAGUGUGAGCAGAGGGAGAGGCUGGGCUGACCAGCUGUGACCAAAACUCCCUUCUGCCUCACUAGCCCCCUCCACUUCCUGCCUCUGUCCAUCUCCUCCCCAAGGGCUACAGCCUUUAUUCCAGGCCCAUUUAUUUAGGGGAGAAGGGGAAAGUCAGAGGCCCAGAGAGGAUAAGCGGCUUACCUUGGGGCGCGAAGCAUGCCCCAGACUACUUAUCUCAGGGCCUUCUGGGCACUAGACUCCAGCCUGGCCCACCUGCCCAUGCCCUGAGGCUAGUUGGUGAAGGGUGUCUCCUUAGGACUUACGUUUGCUGGUAAUGAAUUUUGCAUCAUAAUUUCUAUAUUGUCCCUGAGUGUGAGAACUAUAAUUUAUUCAUUUUUCCCUGUGUUGUGCCAAGAAACUCAGGUUCUGGGCCUGCCCCCUUGCCUGGGAGGCCUUGCCAGCCUGUGUGCUUAUGGGAACACCUUGUACCUGAGCUUAUAGGUACCAAUAAAGAGGCUCUAUUUUUAA